AUGGCGCCUAAUAUAUCCGGGCAAAAUUUUACGCUCCGUUCGGUCGUAGCCGGGUUAGCCAUUGGCACGGUUAUCUGUGCUGCCAACGUCUACUUCGGACUUCAGACAGGAUGGGUCUCCAUCAUGUCUAUGCCCGCCAGUCUAAUGGGCUUUGGCAUAUUUCGACUGCUGCGAAGUCAUCUUGAUCUACCAUUUUCUCCUGUAGAAAAUGUUUUCGUGCAGAGCGUUGCUUGUGGUAUGGCCAUUAUGCCACUCGGCUGUGGAUUCGUUGGUGUGAUACCUGCCAUGAACUAUCUCUUAUCCCAAGACGAGAGAGGGCCACUGAAUCUUAGCAUAUGGCAGCUCGUGGUUUGGUCUCUAGGUCUCUGUUACUUUGGAGUCGUUUUCGCAGUACCUUUACGUAGGCAAGUUAUCAUUAGAGAACGCUUGCGAUUUCCUAGUGGCUUUAGCACUGCCGUUCUUAUUUCUGUGCUUCAUGGUCAGGGAACACAGUCUAAGCAAGCACUAGAUGAUGCAUCAAAGGGCGGCUUUGCCAGUCUAGUUCCACGGGACAACGAAGAUGGUGAGCAACAAGAGGAGGACGAUAGAGCCACAUUGGUGAAUGAGCCUGCUAAGACCCAAAGCGAAUCGGAUUGGGCGGCAAACUUGCGACUCCUGCUCCUCAGCUUCAUCAUAUCCGGGCUGGCCACCGUCCUGACAUACUUCUUUCCCAUUCUUCGGAACAUACCUGUAUUUGGACCUGCAGCAGCGCAAACAUGGCUAUGGACGCUGAAUCCCAGUCUCGCAUACGUUGGGCAGGGCAUUAUCAUGGGAACAGAGACAACUAUGCACAUGACAGUCGGUGCUAUCGUCGGAUGGGCUAUUCUGAGCCCGCUUGCAAAGUAUAAAGGCUGGGCUCCCGGUCCAGUCGAUGACUGGGAAAGAGGAAGUAAAGGUUGGAUCGUCUGGGUAUCCUUGGCGAUCAUGCUCGUGGACGCCAUUGUCAGCCUAGGCUACGUCGCCACCAGGUCAUUAUUUGUGGCAAACUCUAAUUUAUCGAUUCCCGGGAUUUUCGACGCUAUACACCAAACUUCGUGGGGGAAAUUCUUGCCGGGUAGCAGAGCUCGCUAUGCCCUUUUGCAGAGACGAGAUGACGAGGACGACUCAACUGACGAUGAGGAUGGUAUUUCUGGAACGCGUGCUGACCAAGAUGAGGAGGAUGCUCCAGAGAAUCAGCGUAUUAACAGCAGAACUGUUGGUAUCGGAUUGCUGCUCUCCAUAGUCCUCUGCAUACUUACCAUCCGCACUGUUUUCGGAGAUCUGGUGCCCCUAUACGCCACAGUAAUUGCGGUCUUUAUGGCGCUUGUACUGAGUAUCAUGGGCGUCAGAGCUCUCGGUGAAACUGAUUUGAACCCUGUGUCCGGUAUUAGCAAGCUUGCACAGCUCUUCUUCGCUCUCAUCAUCCCGCAAUCGAACAAAUCAAGUGUUCUCAUCAACCUGGUAGCUGGAGCAGUGUCCGAAGCGGGUGCCCUUCAAGCUGGAGACUUAAUGCAGGAUCUAAAGACUGGUCACCUCCUUGGCGCGUCUCCGAAAGCGCAAUUCUGGGGACAAAUGAUAGGAGCAACUGUUGGGGCAGUUUUGAGCGCUUUCAUUUACCGUCUCUAUACGCGUGUUUAUGAGAUCCCUGGUGACCUCUUCCAGGUGCCUACGGCGUACGUCUGGAUAUUUACAGCGCGACUGGUUACAGGCCAAGGUUUGCCUUACAUGGCCAAAGAGUGGGCAAUCGCAGCCGGCGCGGUUUUCGUUUGCACCACUGUCCUGCGAACUGCUGCUGUCGGCAAACCGUGGCGCUCGCUGGUCCCAGGAGGUAUUGCUGUGGCGGUCGGCAUGUACAACGUGCCUUCAUUUACACUCGCUAGGGCCGCUGGCGGUAUACUAACCUGGGUCUGGCUGCACUUGAUGAAGCGUUCUAGCACACCGCUUAUCAUUCUAGCUUCUGGGUUUAUUCUCGGCGAAGGUUUCCUGAGCAUCGUAAAUCUAAUCAUGGAAGGACUAUCGGUUCCCCAUUUUUGA
Messenger RNA from Akanthomyces muscarius, 2052 nucleotides. RefSeq lists its product as uncharacterized. Gene Ontology annotation, cellular component: fungal-type vacuole membrane. Gene Ontology annotation, molecular function: oligopeptide transmembrane transporter activity. The transcript is spliced from 8 exons. The record is from RefSeq and is a predicted model, not a curated record. The coding region runs from base 1 to 2052 and encodes 683 amino acids. NCBI's taxonomy places the organism in Eukaryota, Fungi, Ascomycota, Sordariomycetes, Hypocreales, Cordycipitaceae.